AGGACGCAGCACGCCGUGCGUGCGGAGAAGGAAGCUGCGGCGAGCGGAGCCGGGGUGGGGAGAGUGAGAGAGGGCGGAGAGCGCAGGACGGGAGGCAGCGUCGCGACACCACCACACUCGUAGGCCGCGCGUAGAGGGGGAGGCCGGAGCCGGCAACGAGGCCGAGGGAGCUUACCCAGAAACCAGGUGGAAUAGUCGGGUUCAGUUGACAACAAUGCCAUUUCCAUUUGGCAAGUCGCAUAAGUCUCCAGCAGACAUUGUGAAAAAUCUGAAGGAAAGCAUGGCAGUAUUAGAAAAACAAGAUAUUUCUGACAAAAAGGCAGAAAAGGCAACAGAAGAAGUGUCAAAGAAUCUCGUGGCCAUGAAGGAGAUCUUGUACGGAACAAAUGAGAAAGAACCCCAGACUGAAACAGUGGCACAGCUUGCUCAGGAGCUGUACAACAGCGGCCUCCUUAGUACUUUGAUAGCAGAUUUACAGCUCAUUGACUUUGAGGGCAAGAAAGAUGUGGCUCAGAUUUUUAACAAUAUUCUGAGAAGACAGAUCGGAACACGCACGCCCACAGUGGAAUACAUCUGUACUCAGCAAAAUAUUUUGUUUAUGUUACUCAAAGGGUACGAAUCACCAGAAAUCGCUCUUAAUUGUGGCAUCAUGCUGCGGGAAUGUAUUCGACAUGAACCAUUGGCAAAAAUUAUACUGUGGACUGAGCCAUUUUAUGACUUCUUCAGAUAUGUGGAAAUGUCAACAUUUGAUAUUGCUUCAGAUGCAUUUGCUACAUUCAAGGAUUUACUUACACGACACAAACUACUGAGUGCAGAAUUCUUGGAACAGUAUUAUGAUCGAUUCUUUAGCGAAUAUGAGAAAUUGCUCCAUUCAGAAAACUAUGUCACAAAAAGGCAGUCACUGAAGUUACUUGGAGAACUUUUACUGGAUAGACACAAUUUCACCAUUAUGACAAAAUAUAUCAGCAAACCAGAGAACUUGAAGUUGAUGAUGAAUCUUCUGCGUGACAAAAGCCGCAACAUUCAGUUUGAGGCCUUCCAUGUGUUUAAGGUGUUUGUGGCCAAUCCAAAUAAGACUCAGCCAAUUCUGGAUAUCUUGCUGAAAAACCAGACUAAACUCAUCGAGUUUCUCAGCAAGUUCCAGAAUGACAGGACCGAAGAUGAACAAUUCAAUGACGAGAAGACUUACUUGGUCAAACAGAUCAGAGAUCUAAAGAGACCGGCACCCCAGGAAUCUUAAAGCAAUGUUAUGAAACAGAACUUAAGCAACUGCUGUCUAUUAUUGAACAUCAAGCACCCUUAUUCGAUUCUUAAGGAUUACUGCUAAUCUGCUGUCCAGUGAACGGUUUAUUUGUUUUUUUGUUUUGAAGUCAAAGAUGAAAUUUAGCUGCUGCUUUCCUGCGCAUUAGAGCACAACAUGGACUUUCUCUGGAGUUUUUUUUGUCAUUGAAACAAUACAAACGCACUGUCUUAUGGUUAAGCGUUGGUGAAGGGCAAUUUAGUUUAUGUAAAGAGUUAGAAAAUUAGAAUGGUUGAUAAAGGUUAACAGCAGUAAAACCAAGGUUGCGUGCCUGGUUUUUAAUCCCAUUUGGCAACUGUGCUGUAAAUUUGUGAUGGAUUUGAUCUGUACUAACAGUUAAGGACCCACGCCACAGUCAUAAGGGUUAAAGUGUUGGAUCUCCAUGCUGUUGAUUUUUCUUUUUGAACUUGAUGAAUUACUUGUGAUUUAAUUUAGUUGGGAACAUUUUUCUAUGAUCUGUUUUCUGAUGUCAUUUAAUAGCAUUUGCUCACAAAAUGAUUUAAAGUGAACUCAACCCUAAUGUGGGGUGGGGAGAGAAUUUAAUUAAUUAAUAACUUUUUGGGAUGCAAUGCUAUGCAUGAUGGCCAUAGGGAAAUCCAGCUCACAGCAUUGUGGCACAGAUAUUUCCCUGGUGCUUUCCUAGUGAAUAGUGUGUCCCAUCUGGAACACGUUUAAACCAGGGAACUUAUUGGUGAAGAAAUUGAUACGUGAAAUGCUACCAUCACCCUCCAACACCCCCACUCUACCACUGCAAACACACACAGUGCAGAAUGUAGUGUUUGCCAGCAGGAUUUCUUUGCAUAGUUGUACACAAUUCAUAAUCCUGGCAAAGAAUUGUAGAUCUGAGAAGUAUUCCUCCCUUCCAGCCCGCCCUGGGAUAUGAUUGUCUCCCUGAAUGUAUUUUAAGGAGAAUUAAUUUGUUGGAUAAGGGUUGUUCUUACAGGGAGAAUAAUGUACAUACACAUUUCAUUAGUUUAUAGAUUUUUGCAGGCAAUUUGAUUUUCAACAAUUGACAGAGUAGAUGCAUUCAAACAUGUUUUAGCCAUGUUAAUUUUAAUUAAAACUAUUUUCUGUUUUGGAGUUAGCAUUGCAACUCUGCACUUCAUUGGAGGGAUUUGCCAGUUCCUUGUACAUAACUCUUAGGCCGUUCAGUUCUAAAAAUAAUUUUGUACAGUGGAGGAAUGUUAUUGUAUUAGUCUAACUAUUUACUUAAUAUUGAGUUUUGCAUAUGAAUGCUGGUAUGUAAUUUGAAUAUUUCUGCUGAUCCCAUGAAAUUGCUGAUUUAAUAUUUGUAGUAGAACAGCACUCAAAAACCAAUUCCAUACUUAAGCUAUCUGCUAAAGAGCUGCCAUGAUCAGGAUAGGCUAACAUAUAAACUGGAUGCAACCACUCUUCACCCCUCACCUUGAAAAAAACAAAAACUGGAUUUAUCUUCACUAACAGUGAACCCCACACAUCCAGAUACUAAAAUUGGGACUUUAUUUAAAAUUGGCUAAAUAAUCCUGCAGAAAAGUUCUUUGCUUAUGUGUCCUUAAUAUAAGCUUACCAAAUAAAGUUGUAGCAUCUAACUUUUCUUUCCAUACCAAUUUUUAACCCUCAGCCCUUGCCUUGAAAUGUGUGUUGGCUUUUAGAUUCCAGGGCAACAAGUUUUCCACUUUUGUAAGCUUGGAUGUUAGAAGAUAGUAUCUGAAAGAAGUUGGUGCAAUUUUCAAAAACAUCCUUGCUACAAUGUUUUCUAUUGGGCUGUAUUGAAAUAGAUAUUUAGUAAAUGUUGCACACCUAAUCUAAAGCCAAUAUAAACUGACCAUACCUUUUAAAAAAAACUUGUUUUAAAACAUUGCAAAAACUACCAUGAAUUAGCCUAUUCUUUUCCUCAUUACAAAUGCAUGUUAAACCGAGUGACCUUGUGCUACUGACUCUAGAAAUAUUGUAUUUGAAGUCACUAAUGUGAAUUUAGCCAUAAUGUACAAAUAUUAGUCAAUAUUUUAAAUUCCUGUGGAGUUACUGGCAGAACUGGAUUAUUUGAAUGUCCAUUUAAUACUUACAGCUUUGACACCUCAGUUUCAUGAUGAAUAUAAUGCAAGUUUUGUCACUGGCUGGGGAAAGUUAACAAUCUACGCCUUGCCUGAAACUUGGUUGUAAUACUGAUUACAUUUUACCCUGGACACUUAGGUCUGCAUUCAGUGUUGCUGUAUACAGUUUUAGCCAUCUCCAUUCACACAGUACAGACUUCUUAAGGAUACAUGUACAGCCAUCAUUGUAUCUGGAAUCGACUUUUGUUUUAUUAGAAAUACCCAUAGGGAUUAUUUUUUUUAUAUGAAGGCUGCAUAACAUAACUCAAUGGAAAGCAUUUACUUUACUGGCUGUUUUGCAAGUCUGUCAUUGUAUUAAGAGUAAUAACUUCCUGUGCAAUCCAUAUCACAAUUGGGUUGUAAAUGAAAGCAUGAAUUCACUUUCGGAAGAUGCUAAAUAUAUGAACACUUAAGAUAGCAUGAGUCUGGUUAAAACAUUCAUAAGCUGAUGCAGAUUAGCCAUAUGUAUAUUGAAAUGAUGCUGCAAGUAUAGAUUAUAUGAAGCUGUUGCGCUGGAAUCUUCAAGUAUUUGUGAAACAUUGCCCUCCAAAGAUAUUUCUGCAGGAUGUGAGCACAAUUUUUGAACAACUAGAACUGAUUUACAAUAGUAAAUCUUUCUAAACAUGUCCUGUCUCAUUAGAGAACAUGGUUUAACAUCAAAACAUCUGGCCCCAAGGAUACAAAUAAAUUUUGAUUAAAC
Messenger RNA from Pristis pectinata (smalltooth sawfish), 4072 nucleotides. It is a transcript of the gene cab39, whose product is annotated as calcium binding protein 39. The record is from RefSeq and is a predicted model, not a curated record. Gene Ontology annotation, molecular function: protein serine/threonine kinase activator activity. The transcript is spliced from 9 exons. Lineage: Eukaryota; Metazoa; Chordata; Chondrichthyes; Rhinopristiformes; Pristidae. Gene Ontology annotation, biological process: intracellular signal transduction. Bases 215 to 1240 code for a protein of 341 amino acids.